This is a messenger RNA of Salvelinus sp. IW2-2015, 1644 nucleotides long. Its product is annotated as transcription factor MafK-like. The record is from RefSeq and is a predicted model, not a curated record. Gene Ontology annotation, biological process: regulation of transcription by RNA polymerase II. NCBI's taxonomy places the organism in Eukaryota, Metazoa, Chordata, Actinopteri, Salmoniformes, Salmonidae. Gene Ontology annotation, cellular component: nucleus. Gene Ontology annotation, molecular function: RNA polymerase II cis-regulatory region sequence-specific DNA binding; DNA-binding transcription factor activity, RNA polymerase II-specific.
ACGAGAAAUUGGUGACGAGAAUGCUUGCGGAAGCACGGAGUGGAAUGUUGAUACAUUGUUGUUGUUUUGUAGUUAAUUUAGUACGGGGAUACAUUUCUGUUCGACUGCUGGACGCCUUUCAGAAUUGCGACAAGUAACUUCAACCCGUAUAGGACGGAAACUUCACAAGCUUUACGCUUUCCCGACGGAGAAUAUCCGCUUUCAUAAGUGUGACGUCUGUGGGAUUCUGGCCAGUUUAUGCAUGCAGGGUAUGACGACUCAGUUUAAAGGAAACAAGACUUUAAAGGUUAAGAAGGAGGUGGGUGAGAAUGCUCCGGCCCUCUGUGAUGACGAGCUGGUGGCCAUGUCGGUUCGCGAGCUCAACACACACCUGCGCGGGCUGACCAAGGAGGACGUGGUGCGGCUGAAGCAGCGGCGGAGGACCCUGAAGAACCGCGGCUACGCCGCCAGCUGCCGCAUCAAGCGGGUCACCCAGAAGGAGGAGCUGGAGAGGCAGAAGCAGGAUCUGCAGCACGAGGUAGACAAGCUGGCCCGGGAGAACGCCAGCAUGAGGCUGYAGCUGGARGCCCUYCGKGCCAAGUAUGAGGCCCUGCAGUGCUUCGCCCGGACUGUCACCUGCGGGCCUCUCUCACCAGGCAAGGUGGCCACCACCAGUGUUAUCACCAUCAUCAAGUCUACUAACAACCACAACUCCAGCCCAACCUCCUUCUCAGCUCCCUCCUAGUUGUGACAGGACUGAGCUCUUGUCUCCCCGUCCUGCCUGGUCCUUACCGGUUCCGAUCCGAUCCAGCCUGAAACCAAUGGCACCUGACCCAUGCUGAGAGGAAGCUCAGUAAUUAGACUGAGGGAAGGGGGUGGGGUGGCCACUAGCUCUGUGUGAUGAUAACAACAUGAUGCUGCAUUCAUUCUCUACUCUCUUUCUCUCGCAUACUGUACAUAAUCUACAUUGUCUGUGCACUGUGCUACACCCUCCCCAGCACCGGCAGGGCAUUGGGCCUCUCUGACCCUCUCUCCUUGACUGAUGGCAGAGAUUAGCUCAUACUACAGUGUGAGUGGAUACUUGAUAUUAUACAUCGCGAUGGCAGCACUGGUCUGAGACAGCUCUGAUGCCUGUGGUAUCUUGCAUUUACAUAGUAUAAAGUAAUAUAUUAUUGUAAUAAUUACCGUAUUAAUACAUUAUAAAUAUUUAAAAUAACAAACAAAAAAAUGCUGAUCUAAGCCUAAAAGCCUUCUUUCUUCUUUAUAUGAAAGCAUAUACUAAUGUCGUAAUGAAAAUUGAGGCAUUGAAGCUUUUGCCUUAAACUGAUCUCGGAUUGAUCUCUCAGUAAUAUUCCAUUUUUUUGUCACUCUUAUACAGUAUGUUCAAUAUUUUAAGCUUUAAUAUUUCCAAUUUCAAGGGCAGCUUGAAAACCGUAAAAAAAAAAAUAUUGAUAACUGACCAAGCAUGUUUAGCUGGAUGAACCUGGCCCUUUUGACAUUGGAAAACUUUUAUCUGGUUUAGACUGUAGAUUAGACUUGCAGGUAUAUAGCAUUAUAGCAUAGCCUACAUAAAAGAAUACAAACAUAAUCAUGGGUUAUCCUCCUUACAGCUGUGAGGAACUAAAUCUACAGUACAAGUAAAAUACAAAUUAGGCUACAUCAGAC